AUGGCGUCGGUCCUCCGUCGCGGACUCAGACACGCCAACAAGUCAUUUAAUACAUCCAUAAACAGUCGUAAAUACACGCUACAAGCAUCCUCGACCAGCAAAGUGGCCAGUGUCGAGCCGUUGAACAGACUUCCACCGAUUCUGGUCACGCUGCAUGAAGCAAAGGCUAGAAAAGCCACUCUGAGAUUUCUGGUCACGCGACCCGAUAAAGGCCUCAGCUUUGACUCGCUCGCAAAGACUCUGGGUCGCAACGAGAUAUACGUCGCCUCCAUCUUCUACGGACACGCAAAGCCCACUCAAGAGGACAUAGUUGCUCUGGCACACGCGCUGGCCGUCGACGAGCGCGCAAUAACAGACGAAAUCGGUUCACAUUGGUGGCCUAAUCGUGGCCUUGGAGGUGGAAUCCCUUCUGACCCAGUCAUUUAUCGGCUAUACGAGGGUGUCAUCGUGUACGGUCACCCCAUCAAGGCCGUCAUCCACGAAAAGUUUGGGGAUGGGAUUAUGUCGGUCCUUUUUUUCGACUGGUUCAUGGCCUUGGAACUAAACGUUUUUCGCUUAAGGUCCAUGAUAGAUUGCAAAGUCAAUGUCGAUCGCAAACCAGAUCCAAAGGGCGAUAGGGUGGUCAUCACCUUUGACGGAAAGUUCCUUCCGUAUAGCCAGAACUAG
Molecule: messenger RNA, 666 nt
Organism: Serendipita indica DSM 11827
Lineage: Eukaryota; Fungi; Basidiomycota; Agaricomycetes; Sebacinales; Serendipitaceae
Source: the annotation of a GenBank genome assembly